AUGAAGGUUCAUCAAUUGUUACUAGACCAACUCCCUUCUCCUUCCUCCUUAUUUCCACCGCCCCCCUCCACCGCUGUUGCUGCCGCCGUCAUUCCUCUCCAGCCACCCCAGAAUCCUCAAAACUGCACCACCUCAAUACUAUCGUCUACAAGAAGCAUAAGCAGAUGGACUCCAAUGGCGGAGCAGAUGAAGAUCUUGCAGGCCUUGUUUGAAGGCGGGAUGCGGAGUCCAAGUCCGUCGGAAAUCGAGGAGGUGACCGCGGAGCUGAGCAAGUAUGGGAGGAUAGAGGGGAAGAACGUCUUCUACUGGUUCCAAAACCACAAGGCCAGAGAGAGGCAGAGGCAGAAGUUGAACAAGAAACGCAGCUAUCAACAGGAUGGUGAUACCGGUGCUGAUCUCUCCAAUCUCAAUCUCAGGGAUACAAGUAGAUACAAACGCAAGUGUAAUAAGAGUUGGAAUUGCUUAGAGUUGAAGGAAGUUGGAGAUGAAUAUGAUGAUCAUGAGGAUCAAACUUUAGAGCUUUUUCCAUUGCAACCAGAGUUUAACUUCCGCAAGACAAGUUUUUUUUAA
This is a messenger RNA of Zingiber officinale, 570 nucleotides long. RefSeq names its product WUSCHEL-related homeobox 4-like. The record is from RefSeq and is a predicted model, not a curated record. Gene Ontology annotation, cellular component: nucleus. Gene Ontology annotation, molecular function: DNA binding; DNA-binding transcription factor activity. The transcript is spliced from 4 exons. Bases 1 to 570 code for a protein of 189 amino acids. Lineage: Eukaryota; Viridiplantae; Streptophyta; Magnoliopsida; Zingiberales; Zingiberaceae. Gene Ontology annotation, biological process: phloem or xylem histogenesis; procambium histogenesis; cell division.